This is a messenger RNA of Anthostomella pinea, 2397 nucleotides long. NCBI's taxonomy places the organism in Eukaryota, Fungi, Ascomycota, Sordariomycetes, Xylariales, Xylariaceae. The record is from the annotation of a GenBank genome assembly.
AUGAGCGGCUCCAACGACAAGUCGUCCGAAUUGGACCGCAGUGCAUCGCUCAGGACGUCCUUGAGGUUGUCCCACGUCCAGUCCAACGUCCAGGGCGAUGAUGACGACUAUGACCUGGCAGCAAUGGGAAUCUCCGACGGCUUUCGACCGGUCGAAGUCGCACAGAAUCACAAUUCGUCUCACAUUCCGAGGCCGUCUGUGUCUUCCCUCGAGCCCCCGGCAGCACUCUUCGCGCCACCGCGCCCGUCGAGUAUCUCUAAGCCUCACCGCCCGCACGAGUCUCUGUCCCUGCGAAACGAGGGCCCGCCAAUGGACCCCGUCGACGAAACAGUGCCGACCAGAGCAUCCAGCGUCUCUACAACCUCACCGUUCGUUAACUCGGAAAUACCUUACGAAGGUCCUUCAGGCCCUUCACACCCAUACCAGAUGUAUCCGCAGGAUGUCCGACUGGCAAGAACUGCCAGUCUAGCCACUACUUCGACAGCACCCGUUUCGGAGCGAUCGUAUAAUGGACCUCGAGGCCCAACUCAUCCCUACGGCAUGUACCCGCAGAACACGGUGCCCGAGUCCGAAGCCGGGACAAGUCGACCAGCGCAGAGAGAAAUCCAUGUGGGAUUUCCCGGUGCAAAUGAUAAUUACCAAAGGAGGAUAGGACCGGAUGGCGAGGACGCUGCCGAUCUGAUUGGGCCUGACGGACAUACGGAACAGCUGCCUCCCUAUACGAGAUACCCAGAUGAGGCGUACAAUAGGAAGGCGUUGGGCAUAGACACACCUCAAGCGGCACCAGUACAACUGACGCCAGUACAACCGACGUUGGCGAUUCCAGGUGCGGGAGGUAUUGGGCUCGCGACCAGAGACCCCGAAUUUGCCUCGACGGAGGAUCUUCACGGUGCCAACUCGCCUGAGUCCCGUCGAUCAGUCCGCAGCUUUACUUCUGAUGCUACCAGCCACGAAGGGAUCAACAUGGCGGCAGCGGCAGUAAUCACAGACGAGAAGAAGCCUCUAAAGAACUGGCAAGUAGCCGCGAAGCGGAAAGUAUGGGGCAUCGUUCCAUGCUGGGCCCUGACUUUAGCGGUAUUCGUUCUCAUCAUGAUGGGUGUGGUCCUCGGGACGGUCAUAGGAACGCUCUUGGGCCAUCACUCGGACCAUAAGGGGCCACAUGCAGACAGGCCGCCUCAACCAGCAGUAACAACGAUUACCUACGAUGCCACGCCCCUUUCUACCGUACCGCCAGGCUUGCCGGACUUGGCAGAGGGUACUUACGCCAUGCCUCUCAUGAAUACCCGCAUGUCGAACACGUGCUUUAAUGACACCACACAAGCGCAAGCGUGGAACUGCAACUUUGUCUUCUCUCAGCUGUCCAUGGUAGUCGAGAAGCUUCGGAACGUCCCAGACACACUGGCCUACUCAAUGAACUUCACAUACAAUGAUACGUACACAAUCCAAAGAUACAUCUACAGCUAUGGCGUGCAGCCACCGGACCUGACCGAUCUGCAACUCAAACUAGUCAAUGACAGCUACGAGUCCGCUACGCGAGGACCGGCGUGGGCGUUCGAAAUCCCUUACAACAAGACGAUCAUCCUUCCCGAAGAGUUUUUGACACCCGCCAGCUCAACGAAUAAGAAGCUCCGACGCAUGGAUUUCAGCGGCGAUUUUAGCGGCGAUUUCAAGCGGAAGGGCAUCGCGCAGGUGGGAGACAAACCAUGGAUCUGCCACUGGAAUAGCACGGUGCUAGAGACCUUCAUCUACGCGAGCCAAAACAGCAGCUACAGCCGUCCUGUCGGGCUUGACGGGUCGGAUAGUGCCUCAGCAACAGCCACCCCGUCAAGUGAUAACGCGGCCAGCGUACCGGCCGCUUCGGCUGCUUCACCCACAAGUGCGGCAGAGACGACGAGUGUCGAACGACGGGAUGCACAGCGGGAGGAGUUUGGGGAGCAUUCCCCAUUAUUCUCAGAUAGCGACGUGGAAUACGGUAACCAAUACCUUUCAAGUUUCGGAACUACGUCUUCCCCAACGACGUAUGUGGAAUCCGUAACGGUAACAACCACGGCAGCUCCGUCGUCCUCCGCCACGGACUACUUCAGUAACAACCCCAUGCCGCCUAACAAGGACCCACCUUACCCGAGAGUCGUCAAAAUGGAGGAGCGCCGUAUUCCUGGCUAUGCGACAACUAUGCCGUGGUGUCGCCAAUUUGAAGUGAUAGCCGACGGCGUUGAGGCACGGCCGGUUCUCGAUGCGAGUGGCAAUUUCAUCGACGUUGAAAUCGUCGAAGAAGAUUCGAAGUACGAGACUCCGACCUCGAAACGAGCUGUCGCCGACCCGUUUUUAACAAACCGCGACAGCGAUAAUUCGGGCAACGACAUGACUGACUGCGGCUGCAUGUGGUGGCUCACCUGA